This is a messenger RNA of Zalophus californianus (California sea lion), 5543 nucleotides long. It is a transcript of the gene KCNJ15, whose product is annotated as potassium inwardly rectifying channel subfamily J member 15. The coding region runs from base 358 to 1485 and encodes 375 amino acids. Gene Ontology annotation, cellular component: plasma membrane. Gene Ontology annotation, molecular function: inward rectifier potassium channel activity. Gene Ontology annotation, biological process: regulation of monoatomic ion transmembrane transport; potassium ion import across plasma membrane. The transcript is spliced from 3 exons. Lineage: Eukaryota; Metazoa; Chordata; Mammalia; Carnivora; Otariidae. The record is from RefSeq and is a predicted model, not a curated record.
UACAAAGUCUGCAGAGAAGAGCUUUAACAUGCACGGCCCUGGUGCCUUCCUUUAGAGGACUGGAAGUUCUCAUUCUACUUUGCACUCCACAUGUAGCAACAGAGAGACACACGCAGGUGAGGGCUCACACACCCAGUGUUCACACACUGUCUGCGUGGAGGGCUUCCUCAUCUUCUCCUGCCCUCAACACUGGAGUCCAGGAUUUCCCAGAGGAACAAAAGAGGACCAGUCUGAGUGGCAGAAGCAGAAUCUCAUGUAGCCAGGUGGGUGAAGGGGAGCGAGGACGUCCCACCUGCCUUGAAGAAGACGCCUUCUGACCUGCUGAGGGAGUGACCAGGUGGUUUCAACAGCCUGACAAUGGACGCCAUUCACAUCAGCAUGUCCAGUGGUCCCCUGGUGAAGCACACUGCAGGGGCUGGACCCAAGACCAACAGACCCCGAGUCAUGUCCAAGAGUGGGCACAGCAAUGUGAGAAUUGACAAAGUGGAUGGCAUAUACUUACUCUACCUUCAAGACUUGUGGACGACCGUCAUUGACAUGAAGUGGAGAUACAAGCUCACCCUGUUUGCCGCCACAUUUGUGAUGACUUGGUUCCUUUUUGGAGUGAUCUACUAUGCCAUUGCAUUUAUUCACGGGGAUUUAGAACCGAGGGAGGAUGUUUCGAAUCACACCCCCUGCAUCAUGAAAGUGGACUCUCUCACUGGAGCGUUUCUCUUUUCCCUGGAAUCCCAGACAACCAUUGGCUAUGGAGUCCGUUCCAUCACGGAGGAAUGCCCUCAUGCCAUUUUUCUGUUGGUUGCUCAGUUGGUCAUCACAACCUUGAUUGAGAUCUUCAUCACAGGCACCUUUCUGGCCAAGAUCGCCAGACCCAAAAAGCGGGCAGAGACCAUCAAGUUCAGCCACUGCGCAGUCAUCACCAAGCAGAACGGGAAGUUGUGCUUGGUGAUUCAGGUGGCCAACAUGAGGAAGAGCCUCCUGAUUCAGUGCCAGCUCUCUGGUAAACUCCUCCAGACCCACGUCACUAAAGAAGGGGAGCAGAUUCUGCUCAACCAAGCCACCGUCAAAUUCCACGUGGACUCCUCUUCGGAGAGCCCCUUCCUCAUUUUGCCCAUGACAUUCUACCACGUACUGGAUGAGACGAGUCCCCUGAGAGAUCUCACACCCCAAAACCUGAAGGAGAAGGAGUUUGAACUUGUGGUCCUCCUCAAUGCCACCGUGGAAUCCACCAGCGCAGUCUGCCAGAGCCGCACAUCUUAUAUUCCAGAGGAGAUCUUCUGGGGCUUUGAAUUUGUGCCUGUGGUUUCUCUCUCAAAAAAUGGAAAGUAUGUGGCUGAUUUCAGUCAGUUUGAACAGAUCCGAAAGAGCCCAGAUUGCACCUUUUACUGCGCAGAUUCUGAGAAGCAAAAACUUGAGGAGAAGUACAGGCAGGAGGAUCAGAGGGAAAGGGAACUGAGAACUCUUUUGUUACAACAGAGCAACGUCUGAUGGCAGCGGUCACCCCAGGUUUAACUCUGUGAGCUGUUUCCACAUCUGAGCUCCCUUUGAAUGCAAAGGUCACUGUGAAAAUGAAAAUGUGUGGAUUCAUUCUAAAAAACUAUACAGACAUACAAAAUCCAUUUUUUUUCCUUUGAUCUGGCACCUAAGCAAACAUUUCCACAUUUGAGAAAGUUCCUUUUUAAAAUGCUUUGUCUGAAGCAAACUCUCAAAAUUCCUAUUUUCUAAAAUGGGGCUAUAUUUCCAAAAACGUGGUGUAGGACAAUUGAAAUAAUGUUGUGCUGGGUGGACAGACAUUUAACAAUGCUGGUGUUGAAAGGAAAUGCAUUUCUAUACAGGAUAUCAGCUAUAACUUAAGGUAUUUAUUCAAAACAAGUAUCAAAGACGUUGGGCUGAGAGUUGAAAUGUGGUUCAGUAUUCCUUUAUGCCAUUGCUUUACAACACCCUCUUUUCGAGCAGAGAAAAUGUUAUCUUUAUUGGAAGCUAUCUGGCAAGUCAAGGGGACUCUGUACUCACAAAAAUAAUAAAAUUAUAAUAAUUCCAUUCUUACUUGUUUUCAUCAGAUUUAAUUGUACAGAGUGAAAUUGAACAAAUCAGGAGUUAACAGUUGUGAAAACAGACACGAAUGGAGUUGACUCUUUUGUUCACAGUAAUUUUUUUUGUUGGAACCUUCUAGCCAUUUUCUAUUCAAAAUGUAGCUCACAAACCAGCAGCAUCAGCACCAUCUGGGAGUUUAUUAGCAAUAUAGACUCUCAGGCCCCACCUAGACUUAGAGAAACCAGAGACUGUAAUUUCAUAAGACCUCCAAGUCAUUUCAGACAAAUGAAAGUCUGAAAAAUGUCCACUCAAGAAAGUGUUCAAGGGAACUUUCUGAAGCCACAGCACCCUCAGGGUCCCAAACCCACAUGGCCUCCAGACCUGUCCUGCUUUCUUCAGCUUAUUAUUAUGGGCCAAUAUUCUUGUCAGCCACUUCAUUCCUUGUCUAUUAAAAUACCUUGUUUGCCAAGGAACUGCCACUGAUAUCCCAAGAUUGAAAAAAGUUGCUUGAGAGUAAUGGUUGUCUCACUCAUGCUAAGCACAUGCUUGUUGACUAUCGUUAACACAAAAGGAAAAUGAAGCCGCAUUACAAUUGGAAAUUUGCUCAGAUGUUGAAGUCCACAAGGUUGGAUGGGGCCAUGAGGAACAAGAAGACCUGAGGAUAAUGAAUUCAUAUACAGAUGACUCCUUGAAGCAUGAACGAAAUUUGAUAAUCUGAUGAUAUGUAAAGAAUGCCCUCAGUAUUUAAAUAAAUCUCAUGCAACCGAGUGGUAUGGGGUAACAUUUUGCUCUUGGCAGAACUUGGGGGCCAGGAACCACAUUUUGGUGGGCAAAGGAUAUACAUGGGCGGGGAUUGGCUGAAUGUGCAAAAGGUGAAUUCUCAUUUCAUUCAAACCAGGACAGACUUGUGUAUUCACUCAAGAAGAAUGUGACUGUAGGUAGGUAGGCACUGCAUAGGCGUACACGUGAACCCACAUACAUGUACACACAGGCACGCACACACACAUGCAGGCACAUCCUGGCUUUUCGAGCAUACUUGUGGAAAUUGAAAGAUGUUUGCAAUUAAGACAGCAAGUCGUCAACAAGUGUGCUCACAUAUGCUUUGUUCUAUAAAAAUGGGGACACAGGGGCUCAGAGAAAAAGGGGAAAUUAAUCUGGAUUCGGGUUAUCAGUGAAAUGAUGCUAUGGAUUACAGAAAAUGUGGUCAUAUCUUUAUGCUACCACAUUUUCAAAUGUCCUUCCGUAGAAGAGAAGAUGUAGCUGAAACCUCUGACCUGGAGCCAAACAUCUAACACAGAUGUAAGAAUAACAGGGGUAAAGUUAGUUCUAGAAGUUUAAGGGGCAAUUUCAAUGCACAAGAGGCUUUUUCUUUUAUUAUUCAGAAAUGUUUUCUCUCUUUCUGUUGAUAAUUUAAUGACAGAUUGUUUUAAUUUCUUUAAAAAAUUACAUUAGUUUAGUUAGACAUUAGCUCUUUUAGUUAUUAUAUGUGGUUUUUUUAUUGUCUAUUGUGCUAUAAUCGACAGGAAAAUAAUGCCACAGGCAUGUUUACAGGUUUUCUGUUGCACUAUUAAAUUCUUUACACAGGAUUUACAUCAGUACUAAUUUGAAUGUGAUCAAGAUUAGGAAUCUUGCAUACUUACAUUGUAUUUGAUACACUGAUGUAGUGUGAGAUGGAGAAAUCUUUUGUUUAUUCAUUUAGUAUAUCUAUUUCAGCCAAAUCUGGAGGACUUGAUCACUUGAUCUUUUGCACUAUACACAAAACAAAUAUGCAGUAUCUUAAAAGCCAAUACUUGUACAAGUCAAUAAACCAUACUGUAAUAUAAUAUUCUGUAAAUAGUUCUAAACUUGCAUCUGGUUUGAAAGUUAGCAUUUCCUUACUUAUUAUUACUUUGUACACAAUACUCUGGUGUUAACAUACUAACAAAAGAUGUUAGGUGGCAAACUUAUUUGAUUAAAUCUGGAUAGUCUUUUGACUGAAACAGAUUUAUGCUCAACACCUAAGAAGUAAUCAAACUAAUGGAAUGUUGUUCACCCAAAAAGGCUUUUGCAUUUUGAAACUUUUCCAACGCAUCAGGCCUUCUCAGUGAGACCAUUCAAAAAUGUCAUGUUCCGUUUGAAAAACCACAAAGUAAAUAGCAGUAAAUCAGUGUAAUCCGCAAGCUGUGUCUUAUUUCAAUAAGAAAAUAUACUGUACGUGCGUGGUAUCUGGUAGUCAAUGGUCCCAGACAGCAUAGCCAAGAUUCACUCAUUGAUCCUCCCAAGGAGCCACCUUUGGAGUUGGGGUGGAGUCGCACAUUGGUUCCCUUUCUCAUGCAGAGGGAUAUUAACAGCGCCAGACGAGACUCCAGAAAUGUAAAAUAACUGGCUAAAAGUGAAAAAUGCCAUGAACAAGUGGACCAGGUUUUGAGAUGACUCUAAACAAUGAUUCAUUUUACUUUUUUUUAAUUGGAUUUUCUAUUUUAAUUAAUGGUGAUUUUGAUACCAUUAAAUGUAAAUUAAAAUCUAUAAAUAAGUGACACUUCUACUCCUGUAUGAGUCUUUCUCUCUUCCUUGGAUCCUCAGCACUCAGAUCAUCUGGAGAAAGAAGGAAAGAGAGACAAAAAGCAAAGAAGGCCCUAGGCCUUUGCAUUGGUAGCUCAGUAAAGGAUCAUCCUCACCUUCGGGCUUGGUUCUGUGUUUUGUCACUAUAGUCAAAGGGUCAGACAUUUGACCGUGUGGCAGCAUGAAGACUGCUAGUCUCUCAAUCUUGGUUUUUCAUUCUUGCUAGACUUUUCUUUGCCUGCUAAACAUUUGAAGCAAGUAAUUUUGAAUGCAGGUUGUUUUAUCAAAGCUUGCUGGGAUGGUAUUUUUUAAAUGAAAUGUUAGUAUUUCAAGUCCUGAUUUCCAUGUUCUGUGACGUGCACUCGAAUUCCAGCAUUUGACUCUAGAUAGGUCCAAGAUGCACUUAGUUUUCUUCCUCUGGGAAGACACACUUGAAUGUCUAAAGUUUAACAUUUCACUCCUAAUUGAUUAAUUACCUACAUUUAACCCUCUGUAAACUUCAGUUUAUCUUUCAUCAGAAUGGGCUGCUCACCCCUUCUCGGGCCUGUGGACAGCAAUUUUCUUAGCCUUUAAGAAACACUGAUGGCUUAAGUCCAACUUUUUCCCCGAAAUUUUCUGCUAAAUACUUAAUGAAAAAGAAACAGGAGGCAGAAAUAAGGCUUCAGCCAGUUCAUCUCAUCUUCAUCUUCUGUCAGUUCUGCUGAGCUCAAUUUCCUUUCUAUUUAACACGUGCUUCACUGGCUCUUCUUCAUCUUUGUUAUCUACUCUAUUAAGUCAAAUUAUCCUGUGGGUUAAAAAGAGUUAACUCAGAUUAGUAAUUUGGGGAUAUUUAGAUGGCCAAAAUUUGGGGACAGGGAUUUUUAUUUUUCAAUUGGUAUGUUGCUGGUGUAUAAGAAAUAGAAAACCAAGGGGCACCUGGGUGGCUCAGUUGGUUAAGCAUCUGCCUUCAGCUCAGGUCAUGAUCCCAGGGU